This is a messenger RNA of Physella acuta, 2867 nucleotides long. Its product is annotated as cell division cycle 5-like protein. Gene Ontology annotation, cellular component: Prp19 complex; spliceosomal complex. Gene Ontology annotation, molecular function: DNA-binding transcription factor activity, RNA polymerase II-specific; RNA polymerase II transcription regulatory region sequence-specific DNA binding. Lineage: Eukaryota; Metazoa; Mollusca; Gastropoda; Physidae. The record is from RefSeq and is a predicted model, not a curated record. Gene Ontology annotation, biological process: regulation of transcription by RNA polymerase II; mRNA splicing, via spliceosome.
UUUCCGGUUUAUCGCAGGACUUGCAAAAUAAAAUAAAUGUAGAGAACAAGAACUGUUAAAUUUAUUUGUUGUAUUUAUUGCAACUCUCAACAACUUACGAAAAUGCCGCGUAUUAUGAUAAAAGGUGGUGUUUGGAGAAACACCGAGGAUGAAAUUCUCAAAGCAGCUGUUAUGAAAUAUGGCAAAAACCAAUGGGCACGUAUUGCAUCUCUACUGCACAGAAAGUCUGCCAAACAAUGUAAAGCUAGAUGGUACGAGUGGCUGGAUCCCAGCAUUAAAAAAACAGAAUGGAGCAGAGAAGAAGAAGAAAAGCUGCUUCACCUGGCCAAACUGAUGCCCACACAGUGGAGAACUAUUGCUCCCAUCAUUGGCAGGACAGCUGCUCAGUGUCUGGAACACUACGAGUAUUUGCUUGACAAAGCCCAAAACAGAGAGGCUGACAACGAGGAUGAUCCCAGAAAGUUAAAACCUGGUGAAAUUGAUCCUAACCCUGAGACAAAGCCAGCUAGACCAGAUCCAGUUGAUAUGGAUGAAGACGAGUUGGAAAUGCUGUCUGAGGCAAGAGCUAGGCUUGCAAAUACACAAGGCAAAAAGGCCAAAAGGAAGGCUAGAGAAAAACAGUUGGAAGAGGCCAGACGAUUGGCUGCUUUACAGAAGAGGAGAGAACUGAGAGCUGCAGGAAUAGCUGUAAAACAGAAGCGCAGAAAGAAGAGAGGAGUUGAUUACAAUGCAGAAAUUCCAUUUGAGAAGCGUCCAGCUCCUGGCUUCUAUGACACAUCGCAAGAAGUUUUUGAUCCCUUAAACCCCAACUACAAGAGGUUACGACAACAAAAUUUAGAUGGAGAUCUGCGUAGAGAAAAAGAAGAGAGAGAGAGAAAGAAGGACAAGCUAAAACAGAAAAAAAGGAAAGAAAAUGAUCUUCCUGGAUCAAUAGCCAGUCAAGCCAAUUUCCAAGAGCCAGUGAAGAAGAGAAGCAAACUUGUACUGCCAGCACCACAGAUCUCAGAAGAGGAACUUGAAGAGGUAAUCAAAGUAGGUCAAGCUAAUGAGUAUGCCAGACAGCAAGUUGAGGAAUCUGGUCGCGAUGACUCCGCCUCUAAAGGUCUGCUGCAGGAUUACAACAUCACACCUGGCGGCGUCAACCUGCGCACACCUAGAACACCUGCUGUACAAGACACUAUUCUCCAGGAAGCUCAAAACAUAAUGGCCCUGACCAAUGUGGACACCCCACUGAAGGGAGGUUUGAACACACCACUACAUGACAGCGACUUCAGUGGGGUCACCCCCCAGAGGCACGUUGCUGCCACCCCCAACACUGUGUUAGGAACCCCACUUAGAACUCCCGGACACCCAGACAUAGGAUUAACACCCAGACCAGGCAUACAGAGACCUAACACUGACCAGUCCACUCCUAUGUCCACACCACUAAGAGACAAGCUGAAUAUUAAUGAGGAUGAUGAUAUGGGAGAAAAGAUGUUCCAGCCUGAUCAGCUGGAUCAACUCAGGAAAGGACUGGCUGGUCUCCCCAUGCCUAAAAAUGAUUAUGAAAUAGUUGUGCCAGAGGACGAGCAGGGGAUGGAUGGGGAGGGCCACGGGACCAGGAGGGUGGUGGAGGAUCAGGCAGACCUGGACGAGAGAGCCGAGUGGGAGAAGGAACAGAAACGUCUGGCUGAACUCAAGCUGCGGUCACUCGCUGUCCAGAGGAGUUUGCCCCGCCCCUACGACGUGAACACAAACAUCAUGCGACCCUCGGGUCCUAAUGACCCCCCUUUGACAGAACUACAAAAGGCAGAAGAGCUGAUCAAGCAGGAAGUACUGAUAAUGCUCCACCACGAUGCUGUCUUCUGUCCUACUGAUGCUCAGAUGGGUGUGGGGCCAGGUGCUAAAACCCCAGCCCCACAGAAGGUAGCAGCCAACCAGGCAGCACAUUUGGCCUAUCUGGACAAGAACCCCUACACUGAGAUAGAUCCCAAUGAUAUGAAAAAGGCUGAUGAACUGCUGCAGAAAGAAAUGCUGGUUGUUAAGGAAGGAAUGGGUCAUGGUGACCUCUCACAAGAAGCUUUUGCUCAGGUCUGGGAGGAGUGCUACUCACAGGUCUUGUUUUUACCCAGCCAGAACAGAUACACCAGGGCCAACUUGGCCAGCAAGAAGGAGAGAAUAGAGUCACUAGAGAAGAGAUUAGAGACCAACAGGAACCACAUGACCAGAGAUGCCAAACUAGCUGCCAAGUUUGAGAAAAAAUUGAAAAUUUUAUUAGGUGGAUACCAGUCCAGAGCCCAGGGUUUGGUGAAACAGUUCCAGGAAGUGACAGAACAAAUAGAGAACACACGUGUUGAGCUGAACACAUUUGAACACUUAAGGCAGCAUGAACUGGGAGCCAUUCCAAAGAGAUUAGAGUCCCUGACAGAGGAUGUCCAGAGACAGACAGAGAGAGAGAGAGAAUUACAAAGACGUUUCAGUGAACUGCAGCACCAACGAGAUAUUUUGUACAACCAGGAGAACUAGGUUUUGUCACUGUGUCUAAGUCUAGUGUCUUUUUUCACCUGUCUGUAUGGGGGAAUAAAGUUGUCUGACACAUUUUUUCACCUGUGGACAUCAUAUUUUGGCUAGUUCUCUCACCUUCAGUGCUGUCUUAAUGUCACCUAGACCAGAAUACCUGAGAAUAACUGACUAAAGUUUGUAGAGCUUGUUCAGACAGGACUGUGUUUAGUACAGCUACUUGUAGGAAUGUGGGGUCGUCAGUCUGUUCUGUUAUCAAAAAUGUAUGACAACUUUUAUAUAUUUUUAAUGCAGUUCCAUUGCUAAUUUCUAAAGUAUUCUUGUUUUUGUGUGGGGAGGUGUCCUCAAAAUAAAAAUUUUUAAAUGUG